UCCGCCAACAGCUGGCGGCCCCUGGGUGACGCGUAGGCCCGGGAGCGUCAAGCAUGGACGACCACGGCCUGGAGGAAUUCCGCCGGCGCUGGCAGGAGGAGUUGGCCCAGUCGCAGGCGCUGAGGCGGCGGCGGCGGCUCGAGGCCGGGGAGCGGCGGCCGCGGAGGCCCGAGGCGGGGGCGCGCGGUGAGCAGGCCUCGGGGUACCUGGCGCUGGCGCAGGGUCUGCUGGAGGGUGCGGGCCGACCCCCGGCGCCCAGACCCGGCCGUGCCGACAGGAGGGACGCGAGCAGCCGCUCUCGCUCGCCCCCGGACCGCGAUGCCGAGGAGCCUGAGCCGCUGGUGGACCAGCUCAUCCGCGACUUGAAUGAGAUGGAUGAUGUGCCCUUCUUUGACGUCCAGCUGCCUUAUGAAUUGGCAAUCAAUAUAUUUCAGUAUCUGAAUAGAAGAGAACUGGGUCGGUGUGCUCAGGUGAGCAGGACAUGGAAGGUGAUUUCUGAAGACGAGGUGCUGUGGUACCGGCUGUGCCAACAAGAGGGGCAUCUUCCCCGGAGCAGCAUCUCUGACUAUUCCUGCUGGAAGCUCAUCUUGCAAGAGUGCCUUGCCAAGGAGCAUAUGUUAAGAACCAACUGGAAGAAUCGCAAAGGCGCCGUGAGUGAGCUGGAGCACGUUCCUGAUGCCGUUUUGUGUGAUGUCCGCUCUCAUGAUGGUGUCGUCAUUGCAGGAUACACGUCAGGGGACGUGAGGGUGUGGGACACCCGCACCUGGGACUAUGUGGCCCCUUUCCUAGAAUCUGAGUCGGAAGAGGAGGAGCCUGGAAUGCAGCCAUAUGUCUCCUUUGUGAGGAUCAACAGCUCACUGGCAGUUGCAGCUUAUGAGGAUGGGAUUCUUAACAUUUGGGACCUGAGGACCGGGAAGUUCCCUAUCCAUCGUUUUGAGCAUGAUGCAAGAAUACAGGCCCUCGCGCUCAGCCGGGAACAGGCCACCGUUGCCACUGCUUCUGCUUUUGACGUUGUGAUGCUGUACCCUAACGAGGAGGGGUACUGGCAUGUAGCUGCGGAAUUUGAAGUUCAGAAACUGGUUGACUACCUGGAAAUAGUUCCAGAUACUGGGAGGUACCCUGUGGCAAUAGCCACAGCCGGGGACCUGGUGUACCUGCUGAAGGCUGAGGACUCGGCCAGAACCCUCCAUUAUGUCUACGGUCAGCCUGCCACAUGUCUGGAUGUCUCAGCCAGCCAGGUUGCCUUUGGGGUGAAGAGUCUGGGAUGGGUGUAUGAAGGAAACAAGAUCCUGGUGUACAGCCUGGAAGCAGAACGCUGUCUCUCAAAGCUCGGCAAUGCGCUCGGUGACUUCACCUGUGUCAACCUCCGGGACAGCCCACCCCACCUCAUGGUCAGCGGCAACAUGGACAGGAGGGUCAGGCUCCAUGAUCUCCGCAGCGACAACACCGCCCUGUCACUGUCUGCCCACCAGCUGGGGGUGUCCGCAGUCCAGAUGGACGACUGGAAGAUUGUCAGCGGGGGCGAGGAGGGGCUGGUGUCCGUGUGGGAUUACCGCAUGAACCAGAAGCUGUGGGAGGUUCACUCCAGGCACCCUGUGCGCCACGUCUCCUUCAAUAGCCACAGCCUGAUCACUGCCAACGUGCCCUAUGAGAAGGUGGUGCGCAACUCCGACAUGGACAACUUUGCCUGCCACAGGAGGCAUCGUGGCCUGAUCCAUGCCUAUGAGUUUGCAGUGGACCAGCUGGCCUUUCAGAGCCCUCUUCCUGUCUGCCGCUCUCCUUGUGACACCAUGGCUGGGUACAGCUAUGACCUAGCACUGUCUUUCCCCUAUGACAGUGUUUAGGCAGUUUAUGGACGCUAGAGCUGAGGAAGCUCCCCACACAGUGGGAGUUGGGGGCAGUGCUCUCCUAGGCCGCAGCCACACAGCCGCGCUGCUUCUGGACCACCCACACAGCAUAUGCUGCUCUCCUUCCACCUGGGGACACCAGAAGCUGCUCCUCCACCUCAGCCUGUGACAGGAGCUUUUCCACACUCACUGGUCUGUGUGCCGUGCUGAGGGUGGGACCAGAGCCUCAGUGUAGGCGAGCGCUCAGAGUGGUCUCCCGACCCCACCUAGUCCAGCCGCCCUCUGUGGUUCUCACAGCCCCUCAUUACAGACCCUCACCUGUGAGGACUGCUCCAUUCACCUGCUGCUCUCUUCAGUACAUGCUGGGAAGGAAACAUCCAUCCUUCCCUGGGGAGAAAAGGGCCACUCCCUGGGGAUGGGGUUGGGGAGCUCAGUUCCCAAACCUGGCUGGCGGUACCUCUUCCCUCAGCACCCACAGCUCACCCACUCUGCCUGCAGAAUGUUCAGGCAGAUCCACAGUGGCCACAAGAGCCAGUCAGGGAAAGCACUUGUGUGCACAGUGCUUCAGAAUUCCCAUGGACCAGGCACCGGCAUGCCUGUACAGAGACCAGGCAGAGUCCUACCCAGCGGGUACCAGCCAGAAGCAGCAUGGUAGGCAGGUGGCCCAGGACACGCCACACUGGGUCUGCAGAUGGCAGAAAGCCAUGGGGGUGGGGAAGCUUUGUGCUCUGGAGACCAAGGCGGUUGAAAACAGGACAUGAGGGGGGCUGACCCACCUCUAGCCAGAGUAACACUGAGACCAGCACUGAGGUACUCAUGGUUCCUGGGCCUAGAGGGGCUUGGUCUUGUUUCCUGGUGCUGGGGAUGAAACCUGGGGCCUCAGAUGCCUGCUAGGUAAGGGCACUCCCACUGAGACACACCUCCCGCCAGUAUGUGCUUUUGUGGCAUGAAGCUUUCCCAGCUCAAAACAGUCAGGCCCCAGACAUCCACUGUCUAGCUGAAGCUGAGCGCGGCCUCCUUGCAGCCCCUCCCCCCCCCCCCCAUCAUCUGAUAUGAACCACACAUCAGAGGGCCAGCAGGCAGCAGCUCUCUCUCUUGCUGGGCUGGUGCCCCCUGCUGGCCCGGUCUUGCUAGGCCUUCUCUACAGCCGGAAUACUGGAGAAACCUGUCAGUCAGCACCGCAUGAGCAGGAAGCCCUUGGAGAGCUGCUGCAGAGGUGACUGGAGUGAAGAUGGCACACCUGCCAGCAGCUGGGGUGGCUUCAUGCAGGGCGCUUAGGGACAUGGCUCCUCACAGCAGCUCUGGGUGGUCCCGACUGUCAGCUAGCCCCCUGGGACCCCCCCCCCCAGCAGACCUAUCAGAUCUCCCCACGGCUUCUGGGGUUGCUGCCAAGCAUCUGCUCAGAAGCCAGGAGACACCAGGACGCGCCCCUGUAGCUCGCCUUUUGCCCUACGCGCCAUGUCUGCUGUUAUUAAAGGUUCUGGACUCGGC
Messenger RNA from Arvicola amphibius (Eurasian water vole), 3338 nucleotides. It is a transcript of the gene Fbxw8, whose product is annotated as F-box and WD repeat domain containing 8. Gene Ontology annotation, molecular function: protein binding. Gene Ontology annotation, biological process: cilium assembly; protein ubiquitination. The record is from RefSeq and is a predicted model, not a curated record. Bases 54 to 1844 code for a protein of 596 amino acids. Gene Ontology annotation, cellular component: Cul7-RING ubiquitin ligase complex; centriole; ciliary basal body. The transcript has 11 exons. Lineage: Eukaryota; Metazoa; Chordata; Mammalia; Rodentia; Cricetidae.